Dicrocoelium dendriticum is the source of this 1113-nucleotide messenger RNA. Lineage: Eukaryota; Metazoa; Platyhelminthes; Trematoda; Plagiorchiida; Dicrocoeliidae. The record is from the annotation of a GenBank genome assembly.
CACCGAGCGCAGCUCGCGCGUUCUUCAAUCGGUCAAUUUCGCUUGCGAGCAGCGUGACCUCACUGGGCAGGACUACAGCCUCUCGUUUCGCCGCUUCUCGAUUCAGUUUUCGGUGUACUUCCUGGUCUGCUCCUUCCCUUGCGGUUUCUUUCUUCGUCUCUGUGAUUAUCACGCCCCGCAAUGUCAUCCUUAUGUCGUCAGUUCUAUCAUGUGGACUGCGAAGCUGGUGUAAACAAGCAGAUCAACUUGGAACUUCACGCGAGUUACGUAUACUUAGCGAUGGCCUACCACUUCGAUAGAGAUGACGUAUCCCUCCCAGGUUUCUAUAAGUACUUCCUUAAGCAGUCCAACGAAGAACGAGAACAUGCAAAGAAGCUUAUGAAGUAUCAGAAUCUUCGGGGCGGUCGCAUCGUUUUACAAAACAUUGCCCCACCGGAACCCAACGGCUGGGCAUCUGGACUAGAAGCAAUGGAAACUGCUUUGGAGUUGGAGAAGACUGUUAACAAGAGUCUACUGGAGCUACAUACUAUCGCCUCUAAUCAUAACGACGCGCAGUUCACUGAUUUCCUCGAAGGACAUAUCUCUGGCAUGCAUAAAUAUACUUCGAGCCGCGCCUCUCGCCGCUUGGAUGAUUCUGAUCAGUUUUUGAAGGAACAAGUCGAAUCGAUGAAGGAGAUUUCGGACCACGUCACCAACCUCCGCCGUGUUGGAAGCGGACUGGGUGAAUACCUGUUUGACAAGGAAACUCUUCAGGACGAAGAUGAUUGAUCAGUAUUUUUAUCAUCAACCGAUCAUUGACCUUGCAUAACAUUUUCAACUUGUAUUUGGUAGCAUUCUUGCAGAUCACCAAUAUCCACGACAUUCUUUUUCCAUUUUUUUAUCUGACUUAUCCGGGGGAGUGCCUUGCUACACGUAUCUUCCGGAUUCACCUUUUCGUGUUAUUUGGGCGACGAUUCGAAUUGUAGUGUAAGUUUGGGCUCUUUCUAUCCACUAAUAGAACACUCUCCUCCAUUGAUAGAGAAGUUCUAUUUCCUGAAUCUGUCCACCUGGUGUAACAACUGAGAUGUGACCUCGGCGUUUCAUUAAAUGCGGUGUUUUUAGCCAACUUUUUAG